Aspergillus viridinutans is the source of this 2490-nucleotide messenger RNA. RefSeq lists its product as uncharacterized. NCBI's taxonomy places the organism in Eukaryota, Fungi, Ascomycota, Eurotiomycetes, Eurotiales, Aspergillaceae. Gene Ontology annotation, molecular function: protein binding. The coding region runs from base 1 to 2490 and encodes 829 amino acids. The record is from RefSeq and is a predicted model, not a curated record. The transcript has a single exon.
AUGUUCUCGCGCGGUCAUCCGUGUCUGAGAAGACGUGGUCUAUCCGCCGUCUUGGACAACAUCGCCGCUGGCCCCGAAGAACCCUUACUCUUUCUCUACCCUCGCUGGUUUACAUCGACCUUGCGAAAAGAAAUAUCAAUAUCGUCAAUAAAGUAUACUCCCUCCGGAAAGGAUCCGCUGCGCUCAGUUCGUCCCGUCCUCCGAGUGUCGUCUCGUCGCCGGAAAUCGUCCUUCGGCAUUCUCACACGGCGAUGGAUAUCCACUCACUCCGCUGUCGGGACCGGUCUUGCCGAGCCAGCUGGCUCACUGCCCGGACGUAAAAAUGUUGAGCAUACACGGAGUAUAGGACCUACGCAACCACAGGGAAUAGAAAGCACCGGCGAUAAAGGUGGAAGCCAUGACACUGUACUCAGCGAAACGGGCUCCCGUGCGGACCACGAGUCGUCAACAUCGCUGCAUACAUCGGAAACACCAGGCGAAAAGUCACUGAAUGCCACAAGAGAGGACCGGCGGCCGUUCAACAUCUUCACGAACACGCAAACGAACUUCCCGGCCAAGGACAAAGCGAUCGGAGUCAUGGAAAGCUUGUCGAUUAGGGAUCGGAAAAAAUUGAGAUAUAGGCUUUAUCUUUCGCGGAUGGGCGGGGACCAUGGGUCACGAGAUAAAUGGGGUCGGUGGACCAGAGUGGGAGACUUCUUGGAAGAGAUGCAACAGGAGUCUCGGCUGUGGCCCAAGAAGGGGCCGGUGCAAAAGGAGCUCCUUAUACCGGAGGAAACAGUAGCGCUCAUGGCGGGCAUCACGGACAUGGCGAUGAAGGAGAAUGUCUGGUAUGUGCCGGUUCGCAACGGGUGUCGUGUUCAUGUGUUGCACCCUCUAGAGAGCGAAGGGCAGCAUAGGAAGGUCAUUUUGUCAGGUUCGAAGCGGAGUGUGGAAUUGGUCGGGGAUCACAUCAUGCGGGCACGAAUGCUACAGGAACAGGGUGACCCUCUAGUCGACAUAAGGAAGCCCCCCAUUCCGGUUUACCCCUCCAUCGAGGCCAUGCGACGCAAGAAUCUUCCGGUUCCACUUGUCCGAGGUGUCUGGGACUUUUACCAGGCGUUCAAGCAACCUGCACCACUGGACACACUUCUCAAUUUGUCUGCCAAAAUAUCGAGUGUCAGGGAGUUCGCUGAACAUGUGGAGGAACUGACCCGAUCUCGGCCGUCCUCAAAAGUCAUUAGAGGGAAACCGGGUACUCAUCACCGUGAGCGAGUGGCUGCUGCGCUUGUCGCUCUUUUCCAAAAUGACGCAAACCGCGAGUAUUUUUCGACUGCAGCAUUGAAUAGAGCACUUUCAUAUCUGUUCGACAAUGAAAUCUUGGACGACGCUCGCGCGGUUUUCAUCAGGGCAGAACAUGUCGCGACAGUUGAUACGUUUAAUAUGCUUCUGAAAUCCGCGGCCAGGAGACAGGACAUCCAGGUCUUUCGUGGUUUCCUCACCUCCAUGUCGCGAAUGCACAUCCGACCGAACCCCUACACCUGGCUCGCUUUCCUUGAUUGUCUCGUCUCCCCCAAUGCGAAAGCAAGUCUUGUCAAUUUUAUGCUGCAGAAGGGUUACUUGUCGGACUCUGGUGCGAUGCGGACGGCAUUGCAUUUAACGAUACAAGAUACAUUCUUGGCGCAUUUACAGAGCGGUAAAAGUGUCGACGCUUUUUUUAAUAUGAUAAUCGAUACAUACGGGGCCAACUGGUUUUCCCCGACUCUGAUCAAUCAGAUGUUAAGUGUCACCGUGCGAUUGAGAGACUACGAUGCAAUUGACCGGUUGCUUGGAAUAUGCGAGCAGCAAGGCUUUGCGCUCGACAGCGCCACUGUCAACUCGAUCCUGCCCUUGUUCCGCUCUGAUAUCCAGUGCGCUCUUCGAUACAUGUUUCGUUGUCUGGAUCACCCCGAGACGCAGUUGGACAAAAAAGCGUGGGAGAUGCUUUUUCUAAUUGCUUUCAAAGGCAGAAAUUACAAUAUCUGUCGGGUGCUAUGGCGGUAUGCUUGCAUGCACAGACAGGUGACAUACAAGAUGAAGCAGUCUGUUCUGACCUCACUGGCACGGAAUGUGCCCCGGAACAAAGGAGACGUGAUUGAUAAUGUUUGGAGCACUAGUGCCGGCAAUGUCAUUGUUGGUGUUGAUUUUGAUCAGUCCGUGUAUCCCUUCGACGAUGCUAUUCUGGACAAUGUGCCGGACGAACAUCUCGACAAUCCGGUGGCUUAUCUUGCGUCCGGUUAUAAGCCAGGUGGGGAAGAACGUGCAAAGCAACUUAGUCUCGCCUCAGCGCUUGUGAAGCGUGAUAUCGAGAUUGGACCUCGAUACCAGCCGUCUGUGCCUUUUCCCAUCAUGCUGGAGGCCGCCGCCGUGAUGGAUCGUGGAUGGAAGGGCAUCCCAAGACCAACGCAAUGGGUCCUGCAGAAUUCCAUCCACAUACCUGUGCGCAAGGCGGACCUCUUCGCCACCCCUGCAUAA